AGGGUUUACCCUAACUGGACUAAACCCAACUUUUCUCCCAAUCUCAGAAAAUCUAUUCACAUUUCUUCCCCUCUUUCUAUCUGCAUUCACUACUAGGCCCAUCUCUCUCUCUGCGACCUUCCUUCUUCUUCUUCUUCUCUCUCCUUUUCUUGCUAAUUUCCAUUUCAGUUCACUUUUGAGCUCGUUUUUGCGGCAAUGGAGUUGGAGGGUGUCGGCUUCAUGGAAAGAACCAUGUGGGUGUCUUCUGUUUUGGAAGCCAUGGUGAUGGAGACUGUUUUUGUCACUGCAAACUCCCUCGCUUGCCUUCUUGCGGCGACAGGUGCUCUGUUAAAUAAUGCCAAUGCCACACCAGGAUUGGCUGCAAUUGAGGAAAGGUUUCCUUUCUCUGAACUUCACAAAAAGGAACGCCCCGAUCAGGAAAACAAAGAUGGUAGUGAAACGGAGGAUGAUGAAGAUGACGACGAUGACGAUGAUGCAAAUGAUCAGGACGACGACGACGAUGAAGAUUUUUCCGGAGGUGAAGAAGGGGAUGAUGGUGAUCCAGAGGAUGAUCCUGAAGCAAAUGGCGAUGGAAGAGCUGGAGGUGAUGAGGAAGAUGAUGACGAGGACGACGACAAUGGAGAGGACGAGGACGACGAUGAGGAGGAGGAAGAAGACGAGGAGGAGGAAGACGAGGAGGAGGAAACACCUCAGCCACCAGCUAAGAAGAGGAAGUGAGAAUAUUGAUUGGCCCUCCACGUCGUCGAGUUUCGAGUAGCGAGGGAAGUUUAGCUAGUGUAAGCCUUUGGUUUAGGGGUAGAAACAUUGUCGGCCUUGUUGGUAAUGAACUGCGCAGCUUAUGUUUGUGAUGUUAUGGAUCCAUGUUAUAUAUAACAUUUCUUUUGGUAAACUAGUUAAGCAAAUUUCCAUUGAUAUAGCAAAA
Messenger RNA from Cucurbita moschata (crookneck pumpkin), 922 nucleotides. Its product is annotated as mitotic apparatus protein p62-like. The transcript has 3 exons. Bases 196 to 717 code for a protein of 173 amino acids. The record is from RefSeq and is a predicted model, not a curated record. NCBI's taxonomy places the organism in Eukaryota, Viridiplantae, Streptophyta, Magnoliopsida, Cucurbitales, Cucurbitaceae.